Messenger RNA from Ceutorhynchus assimilis (cabbage seed weevil), 3052 nucleotides. NCBI's taxonomy places the organism in Eukaryota, Metazoa, Arthropoda, Insecta, Coleoptera, Curculionidae. The record is from the annotation of a GenBank genome assembly.
UUAAUAAAAACAUGACUUAUCCUUGCGUCAUGACGUCAUUUUCAUUAUUAACCUAGGGAGAGAAAUUCAAUUUUUUCUUAGAAAAAUAGAUUGAAUAAUGAUUAUUUCUCAGGUUAGUAAUAGAAAAAAUAUUUUGUGCUUAUUUAUAUUUAUUUAAUUUGAAAAAAUAAAAAUAAAAUAAAAAGUAAUGUAACAGUCCGGCCCUGUAUUGCAUAGGAUUAUAAAUACUUUUUCAUCUCUUUCUAUUCGACGUGACAAACAAAGAAAAGAAAACUUAUCGGAAAGGAAAAUGACAUUGACGUUUACAAGCUUACAUAACCUCAAUUAUUUGACAUUGAACUGAAGUGAUGAUUUGAUUACUUUUCCUUAUUUUUAUUUUGUAUUUUGCUUGCUGUACAAAUACUACAAAAUAGGUAUGUAAUUUCAUGAAACUUUCUAAUCAUACAGUACUUAAAUAUGAAGCUUGAAGCGUUGUUUAUACAUUUUUAAGUCAUGAAUUUCCUUCGUAGGACAUUAGGAUAUUUGUUUAAUAAAAUAGGACUAACAAGAUCACUUGCAAUGGAUACUGAGGAAAAUUAUUUGUAUUAUUCCAACCAAAAACUACUGGGACUUAUUGCGUUGAGCAAGGACAAGGAUACUGGAAUCAGGGAAUAUUUACGAACAGUUAAAUAUGCAUCUGUAAAGGACUUUAAUGCAGGACUAGAAUGGUUCAAUGUGACUGAACCUUUAUCAUUCAAUAAACAUCUAAAGGGAAAGAUUGUUGUCUUAGAUUUUUUCACUUAUUGUUGCAUAAACUGUAUGCAUAUUAUACCAGAUUUGAGGGAAAUUGAAAGCAAGUUUUCGGUAGAAGAUGGAUUAGUUGUGAUUGGCGUUCACAGUGCCAAAUUUGAAAAUGAAAAGGUUUCAGCAAAUAUACUCUCAGCAGUGCAAAGAUAUAAUAUAGGCCAUCCUGUUGUGAAUGAUCAAGAUUCGGAAAUGUGGCAAAAUUGUGAUGUGCAAUGCUGGCCCACUUUGUUAAUGUUAGGGCCUGAUGCAAAUCCAAUAGUUAUGUUAACUGGUGAAGGGCAUAAAGACGAGCUUAUUGAUUAUAUAAGAGUGACUUUGGAGUUUUAUAAAGAGAAAAAUCAAAUUUCCAAUCACAAACUGCCAUUUAAAUCUGCAUUCCAUCAUUUGCCAGAUCUUAAAGGACCAUUACUAUUUCCUGGGAAAAUUUCAUUGUUUGCACGUGAAAAUGAUCAAAUUUUAGCUAUUUCGGAUACAGGCAAUAAUAGGAUUUUAAUUACUGACACUAAUGGCACUAUAUUAAAAGUCAUUGGUGGGAAAAAGCUUGGAUUCAGAGAUGGAAGCCUGGAAAAUGCCGAAUUUAAUAAUCCCCAAGGCUUGGCAUUUCAAAACAAGAACGUACUUUUUGUAGCAGACACUGAAAAUCAUGCUAUAAGAAAAAUUGAUUUGGAAAAUGGUAGAGUUGUGACUGUUGCGGGUACUGGACAACAGGGCCACGACAGACUGGGUGGCAGACAAGGUUCAGAACAGGAAAUUUCCAGUCCGUGGGAUGUGUGCAUUUACAAAACACGUGAUAUGGAUUUGACUUUUCAUCCGGAUGGUAAACCGCCAAUUAAGGAUGUUUUAAUCAUUGCCAUGGCAGGGUCGCAUCAGAUUUGGGCGUUAUUUUUAGACGAUACUGUUUGGUGGAAAUGCAAGAAACAUAUUAAAGGUACCUGUAUAAACAUUGCUGGUUCUGGCAGAGAGGAAAAUAGAAACAACAGUUAUCCACAUGCAGCAGCUUUUGCACAACCUUCGGGAUUGGCACUGUUCCCCAAAAACAAAGAAAUUUAUAUUGCUGACAGUGAAAGCUCUAGCAUAAGAAGAUUAUCUUUGGUUGAUGGCAAAGUUACUCAUGUCGUCGGUGGUGAUAGAAAUCCUAAUAAUCUUUUUGCCUUUGGUGAUCAAGAUGGGACCCUAUACGAAGCCAAACUGCAACAUGCUUUAGGCGUAGCUGCAGCUCCAGAUGAUAAAACACUUUAUGUAGCAGACACUUACAAUCACAAAUUGAAAAAAGUGGAUAUUGCGGAAAAUACAAUUAACACUUUACAAUUUAGUAAUAAUUUAGAUGCUACAGAUGGUGAUUUUCUAAAUUUCAAAGAACCGGCCGGUCUCUGUUUGAGCCCUGACGGCAAGAAAAUUUAUUUGGCCGAUACCAAUAACCAUCAAAUAAAAGUGAUAACUUUAAGCAGGAACCAUAAUAAUAUUAAUAGAAUAGAAAAGUUGCAUUUGAGGGCCAAUGAUACGCCCUCGAUUACAAAUAAAACUUCGAAAAAUACUCUGUCACUAGCUAAGCCACUCAAGCUAAGCAAUAAAGGUGGCAAAUUGGUUUUAAAUUUUAAGUUGAAGUUUUCCAAUGGCCUAAAACUAACGGAAGAUGCACCACAAAAGUGGAUAGCUGAACUUCCUGGACCAACUUACUCUUGUAUACCAAAAAAUGGUACUGACAUGAGUAACAUAGACAUGGUAUUAAGCAUACCAUCACAAAAUGAUAAAACUGAGGAAAAAGUGGAUGUAUGUUUCAGUUUGAUCACUUGCACUAGUGAAACCUGUCUUCCGACGGUUUUUGCUAUAAGAAUACCUAUUGAGUUCUCAGAGAUUGAGAAUGUUAAGGUCGAAAGGGAUGUAAAUGUGAUUGUGGAUCCUAAUAAUAUCAAUGUUGAGUAAAAACUAUCAGGACAUUUUUUAGCUAGUUUUGUUUUUUAAUCAAAGUUUUAAGCUACUUCAUCUAAAUAAUGUUUUGCUGUUUUUUUGCUAUUAGGAAGCGAAAUAUUAUGAUUUUUAAGUAAGAUUUACUUGGGACAAUAAAUAACGUAUGUCAACUCGUACUUGAGUUGUAGGUUCUAAAUAUUUUGUUACAUUAUGCUUAGGAUUGGAUUGUUUUAAAAUUAUAUUGUUUAAAUAUUAACUGGAUUAUUGUGUAUGUUUUUUUUGUUUCCCAUAUUAUUUAUAGAGUUAUUGGAAUAAUUUUUAUAGAGAUUUAACAAUUUGAAAAAAAACUGUUGAAAAC